GCGCGAGUUCCUGGUUCACCAUUCUCGAGCAAAUACCCCGAAGCCAUCCGCAUUCGUUAAGAGGCGCCAAGAGAAGGAGACUGCUAUGAAUGUUUCCACGGUUUUUCCGGAAGACUACACGGUAAACCAUAGUGAAAUUCCUGUCGCCCAAGCUGAUGUUCUAGAUGACCAAAGUGAAGAAGGCGAUGCUCGAAAACACACUACGCGUGCGCCAAAGUUUAUUCCCCAACACCGGAAGAGAGGAAGAAAAAUUUUCUGGUUUACAAUUUUACAUAUACUGUAUACCAAAUUUCGGGAAAAUGCACAAAACUCCGACGCAGAAAUUCAUAAUAUUAUUAUUAAUCUCACGACUUCGAGACUUAUGGACCUCUUACGGUGCCUUGUGAGAUCACCUGGAUGCUUGGGGGAGACCUACAGCUUGAAUCCAACCUUUCCAGUUCAGUCUAGUGCCCAGUCUACUGGCGUAUAUUCUCCAAGAAUCGGUACGUAG
Messenger RNA from Belonocnema kinseyi, 490 nucleotides. RefSeq lists its product as uncharacterized. The transcript has 4 exons. The record is from RefSeq and is a predicted model, not a curated record. Lineage: Eukaryota; Metazoa; Arthropoda; Insecta; Hymenoptera; Cynipidae. The coding region runs from base 86 to 490 and encodes 134 amino acids.